AUGGCAACUGAAUUUAAUAAAUUAAACAUCUCUGAUAAAGAUACUAAUGCAAUAAACUCCAAAAAUUGCUCGUUUUGCAACAAACCUUUUGCUAAAAAAUUAUGGUUUAAAGAAUGUAUUGAUUCUUUAGAAAAAUUAGCAGAAAUGGUUCAAAUUCACCGUCUUGAAGACAUAGUAGUUGGUCUCAAGAACCCAUUCAACAAACCCUUAGCACUCGUUGCACCCGAAAAACAAUCUGUUAUCGGAAAAAACUUUACGCGGAAUCACGUGACUUCUAAUGACUGGGUGCAACGACUGCAACGUCGUCAUCCCUCUUCCGGACCUCCAUUUUUGUCUAAUAUAAAGGUAUGUCGAACUGUUUUCAUAAAGCUAAAGAGAGUGGACUUUGCCUGCCCUCUUUCUGGUGAAGGUGAACAAGUGGAUGCAAUGAUCAAGGAAGUUAUGGCAACCUUUGUUGAGGUCUACUGUUCCACAAUGAGGAAUAGUUAUGUACCUUCCUCAACUUUGACUCAUGCAAUUGAUUUGUUCUCAUUGAGGGAUUUUGGAUUCAGAGAACUGGAAGCACUUCGUGGCCACAAAUUUGACCGGUCAAAAGCUUUGCAAAAAAAAAAUAUUGUUUUCUUAUUCGGUGAUGACGAACAAACUGAUGAUAAAGGCUUUCAAGAUAGUAAUAAAGAAAAAACUGAAGAAUCUCAGAAUAAAUUUAUUAAGGUUCAAGGAAGGAAGAUGCACGAAUUUAAAAAAUGGUUGAUUGGGAAAGAUAUUAGAAAGAUCGAAGAGAGAAAAGAUCAUUGGUUAAAUAAUGAAGAAACGGAUUCAGAUGAUGAUGAAAUUAUCAAUGAAGAAUUACAAUUUGUAAAAAAUUAUGAAAAACCACACUCUGAUCGUUCUUUGAAUGAAUUAUUAGAGGAUUGUUCAAUUUGGAAAAUGUCAAAAAAAGAAAAACAAAAACUUCAUGAUUAUUGGCAUGCAGAACUUGAUGAAGAAAUAUUAUUGAAUUUACAAACUGUGCAUGAAGGACGUCGUCAAGAGUUGAAUGAUAUUUAUGAUGAAGCGCAAGCUGAUGAAGUUUUAGAAGCUCAUAUUCUUAGUGCGUUAACUCCUUCUACUCAACAUUUAAUAUUAAUAGGGGAUCACAAUCAACUUCGACCUAGUGUUUCAACAUAUUCUCUUAGUAUGGAAUCACAAAUAGGAGAAUAUUAUCAAUUAGAUAAAUCAUUAUUUGAAAGAUUUAUUGAUGGUAAUAAUGCAAUUACAAUUGAAAGAACUCGACUGUUAAUUCAGAGACGUAUGAGAAAUGAAAUUUCUGAUUUAAUCAGACAUACAAUUUAUGAAGCUUUAAUAGAUGGAGAAAACACUGCUAAAUAUCCAAAUAUAUGUGGAGCUCAGCAUAUAAAUGUAUAUUUUAUCGAUCAUAAUCACCCAGAAGAUAAUAUAGCAGCAGUGCUUACUCCUUAUUCAGGACAAUUGAUCAAAAUCAAGGAUGCUUUAUCUAAAUCAUUUUCCGUUAAAAUUGAUGAGAGAGAUGCAGAAAAUAUUGCUGAUAUGGAGGGAGAAGAAAAUAAUACUUCAAAACCAUUAAAUCAACGAGUUACUUUAAGGACUGUUGAUAACUUUCAGGGUGAAGAAGCAAAAAUAGUUAUCAUUUCAUUAGUUCGUAAUUGUUCUGUAUCAGCUUUGACCCUUCACUUUGGAUCAGUAUUGGUAUCGGCUUCAACUUUUCAAUUUGAAUCACCAACUAGAGCAUUUUGUUACGCCGCCACCGGACGAUAUGAUGAUGAAACUGCUAGUGAUGAUGAUUCGGAAGAUAACUCAAUGGUAAAAUCCUAUCAGAAAAACCUAGAUUGUAUUUUUCAAGGAAAAUUUUAUGGUAUGAAUGUGCCGUAUAGUGAUCAUCUCACGUUAAAAUAA
Molecule: messenger RNA, 1911 nt
Organism: Rhizophagus irregularis DAOM 181602=DAOM 197198
Lineage: Eukaryota; Fungi; Glomeromycota; Glomeromycetes; Glomerales; Glomeraceae
Source: RefSeq, a predicted model, not a curated record